GUGCGUCACGGUAUUUCAAACCCGUAGAGCCCACAGCUCAUACCGAUUCAUCACAGUGUUUCAGAAUUACGUAAAUAAAUAUAGUUUUACUUCUUAAUCUUUCGCUGGAAUGAAAGUGCGGCUUCGCGUGUGGGUUCUGGUCGCAGACACGCAGGAUCUUUGACUCUGAGGAACUGAUUCAUCAACACUGAAGCUCUUCCCGUCCACAACACAGAUCCGAGGAUUGAGAAGUAAAAUCAAAUCCUGUCUGUAUCCCUAUCAUCCAGACAGAACCCGAACCGGAUCCAGCAGCAGAAGUGGAUCUUUAACGGGUCCAGAUCAGGUUUAAUGAUGAUCAGCUGAUCUCUCGUAGACGCCGCGCUGGUUUCCAUUGGUAACGGGCACGCGCACAGAUUUCACCAUAAACAGUGUUUCUGUUGCAGGCGAUCAGACAUGACUUCGAAACAGAAGAAGGGGCUCAGAAGCUCUAUAGAUGACGUGUUAGGAGAUCUUCUGGGUGAUGAUGAUGAUGAUGAAGGUCCAGUGAAGGUGCGCUCACCUGCAGCCGUGUCCAGCAGACCUGCGGCCGUCCUCACGUCCCGCAGCGGCAAGAGUUCGCUUCUGGACGAUGAUUUCUUCAGUAAACUGGCAGAAGAGGCUGAGAAAGAUGAGGGCUCUGACGUGUCUGAGGCUGAUCCUGCCGCUCUGCUGGACAGCAUGAAGAACAUGGAUGACAUGGAUGCAGAUCUGUUCAGCUCCAAGAAGAAGCCGAGCUCGGCUCCUGUUCAGAGGAGAGACUCCAAAAGAACCGGAGACAAGAGCAAACCCACCGAAGACACGGUUCCUGAAGACAAAAAAAAGCCCAGUUCUGCUCCGGCCUCCACAGCGAGAGCUUACAAGAAGUUCAGCUUUCUGGAUGAUGAAGGUGGAGGUCUCGAUCCUCCUGAUGAAGAUAAAGUGGACGAUUCGUUGGAUGAUUUACUGGAUGAUCUGGAACACAAGCAGAAGACGACUAAGAAAACCGAGCCUCCGUCCUCUUCCUCACCAGCCGCUCCUCAGAAAACAGAGACGGCAGCUGCUGUGAAGAAGAGAGAUGAUCUGACGUUUGAUGACGAUGAAGAUGAUCUGAUGGACGCUCUGGGCUUCGGAGGAACACACAAAACACAAGGAAACGGAAAGGCACAGAAAAAAGACAGUGAUCCUCCUCUGAGAGCUCGCACACGACUGGAUGAGAUCCUGGGCCGAGGAACGUCUCCUCGUCUGCUGGAGAGACCCGUCACGGGAGAGAAGAAAGACACGCCACAGCCUGAGAAACAGCCGGAGAAGAGCUCUGCUGGAAAAGUCUCUCUGAUGGAUGAGGAGGACUUCACAUUCGGCUCCUACCAGCCCACCAUGGGCUCGACUCCAGAGGGCCGGCAGUCCCGCAGACAGUCGGUCAGAUUCUCGACUGAAGACGUGAGCGUUCACUCGCCCGAACACAAACCCAAACCCUCCACACGCGCCGCCCGGCCCAGAUCAGACUGGCUCGGCCUGAAGCAGGAUGAAGAGGAGCAAAAGAUGAAGGAGGAACCCAAACAAUCUGCACCAGAGACCCUGAAGCCCCCGGCGUCACCCUCCACAGCGGCCCGUAAAGAGACACCCGCUUUAAACACAGCAGAUCCCCCGGGAGCACCCUCGUCUCCUAAAACCCUCUCAAAACCAGUGAAGAGAGACGAGGACGAGGAAGACGACUGGCUCGCCGGAGCGCUGAGCCGCAAGAAAACACAGUCAGUCAGCCAAUCAGAGGACAGAGAGAGGAAACAGGAAGUUUCAUCAGGUCUGGGGGAGGAAGUGGACGUGUUUGUCAGCUCUAUAUCAAAUGUGCCUUUAGCCCCACGAAGACGUCAGGACGAGUCUCCCGUCCCAAACCCAGAGCUCAGCAGAGAGUCUACUGGCGUCUCCAUCCAACACAACGCAAGCUCAGAAACUCAACUCAAACCUGUGUUUCCACAGAAGUCUCCUGCAGAGGGCGCUGUACCUGCGACACAAACACACACACCUCUGUCUGCAGACAGUCUUCAGCAGCUACUCAUACAGCAACAGCUGGCUCAGUCUCAGCUGUGGGGUCUGAGCGGCUCUCUGGACUCACAGAGACUCAGGGACACGGACCAUCAGCAUGACGUGACGUCACUGCAGAAACGCAUCAUUCAGCUGGAGGGACAGGUGAGGAGUUUACAGCUGGAGAGAGACCAGAAUCAGAUGCUGUUAGAGAGCGUUCAACAGAGACACAAACAAGACACUGAGCUCAUGGAGAACAUGCACAGAGCUCGUGUGAAGCUGCUGGAGGAAUCGGCUGCUCAGCGAGAGCUGCGCUCGCGGCAGGAGAACGAGGACCUGGCGGAGAGACUGGCUGUGGUCACACGUCUGGUGGAGCAGGAGAGAGCAGAGAUGCAGGCGCAGCAGCAGCGCAGACUCACGCAGUGUCAGCAGGACAGAGACAGAGAGGUGGAGAGACUCAGAGACCUGCAGAGGAAGUCCAUCCUGGAGAUGAAGAGAGAUCAUGAAGAACAGAUCCAGCGUCUGAAGAAACUGAAGGACGAGGAGAUCGACGCGGUGACCAGCGCCACGUCUCAGACCAGGUCUCUGACGGUGGUCAUCGAGCAGAUGGAGCAGUUCUCCCACAGGCUGGGCGAUCUCUCGUCUCGGGUGGAGAGUUCACAUGAAAACACAGCGCAGGGACUGGAGAUCGGAGCCAGACAGAGAGACCAACAGCUCAGAGUUCUGCAGGAGCGCUUGAGUCAGCAGCAGCGUGAGAUGGCCGAAGAGAGGUCACGACUCAAAGAGGUCAUCGCCAAGAUGGACACACAGCUGGCCGAGCAGCAGAGACAGCUGGAGAAGGAGCGCUGGCGGGUCACGUCAGAGCAGGUCAAAGCUGAAUCAUCUCUGCGAGGACUGGAGGAGGAGAGACGCACCAUGAUGCAACAGUUCAGCAUGGAGAGAGAGGAGCUGGAGAGGGCAAAGAGCGCUCUGCUGGAGGAGCAGCAGUCCGUCAUGCAGCACUGUGCAGAAGAGCGCAGGAAGCUGGCGGCCGAGUGGAGCCGCUUUCACUCGCAGGAGAAACUGCGUCAGGAGCACGUCGAGAGAGAGGCCAGCCGAGCCAUGGAGAGAGACGCACACAGAGAGGGGUCCAUCAUCAGCAUGGCACAGGAGCAGGCGGAUCUGAAGCUGCGCGCCGGAGAGCUGAAACAGAAGGAGGAAGCGCUGCUGCGAGAGAGAGACGGUCUGGAGAAACUGAGACAGGAGCUGGACGCUGAGAAAGACAGACUGAGCGCCACGGCUCUGAGACUCAAGACACGAGCGCAGGAGGUGGAGGGCUUCAGUAAGCUGGCGUCCGAGCGCUUUGAGGAGGGAGAGCGAGCGCUGCGAGAGGCCAGACAGGUGGAGGCCGAACAUCAGACACGACUACGCAACAUCCACACACAGAUGGAGAGACUACGACAACAGGAGCACAGCCUACAGCAGGAGCGUCUGAGGAUGACGGAUCAUCACAGAGACAUGGAGCGACUGAGACACACUCUUCCCGUCCAUCCAGGGACGUCAGCACCUCUCAUCACAGAUUUCUCUCCAGUGUUAGCCAGCACACACCUGAGCCCCGCUGUGAACCCGCUGCCCGCUGAACUACACGCCCGCCUCGCCCUCAUCAAACACACCGCUGAGAAGGACAGAGACUUCCUGCAGGAGGAGCAGUACUUCCUGGACACUCUGAAGAAAGCCUCAUACAACACAUGACCACACAGAGACAGGAAUAGUUUUGAUAUGCUUUAUUUGAUAAUAAACACGGUAAAGAGA
This is a messenger RNA of Cyprinus carpio (common carp), 3807 nucleotides long. Its product is annotated as Fas binding factor 1. Gene Ontology annotation, cellular component: ciliary basal body; centriole; ciliary transition fiber. NCBI's taxonomy places the organism in Eukaryota, Metazoa, Chordata, Actinopteri, Cypriniformes, Cyprinidae. Gene Ontology annotation, biological process: establishment of epithelial cell polarity; cilium assembly. The record is from RefSeq and is a predicted model, not a curated record.